This is a messenger RNA of Entrophospora candida, 213 nucleotides long. NCBI's taxonomy places the organism in Eukaryota, Fungi, Glomeromycota, Glomeromycetes, Entrophosporales, Entrophosporaceae. The record is from the annotation of a GenBank genome assembly.
GCACCUUUGCUCACGAAGUUGGUCCUUUUUCUGAUUACCAAUCAUAUUCUUGAAAUACAAAAAUCUGCUGUUACCAUUCAAAAAUGCAUUAUCAUUGCUGUAACUUAUGUUGAGAAAAUGUCACUUAUGACAUUGGUCAGAAGCAUUGCUAUAGCAAACCUUUGUAAGAUAUUCGACCAACCAAUGGAGGCUAAGGUAAAAGUAGGCUACUGA